Penicillium soppii is the source of this 1062-nucleotide messenger RNA. RefSeq lists its product as uncharacterized. The record is from RefSeq and is a predicted model, not a curated record. NCBI's taxonomy places the organism in Eukaryota, Fungi, Ascomycota, Eurotiomycetes, Eurotiales, Aspergillaceae. Bases 1 to 1062 code for a protein of 353 amino acids. The transcript has 4 exons.
AUGAACCCGGAGUUAAAAAAGACCUGGACUCCUGCGGUCAAUGUCUUGACCUGGUUCAUGCUGGUCACGGCCAUUCUGAGCGUGUUGACCCGGCUGGGGACAAAAUACUUUAUGUUUCGCAAGUUUACAAUUGACGAUGGCCUUGCCGCCUCGUCGAUGGUUCUCUGCAUCGCGCAGUCUAUUGCCGUCUCGAUGGGAACUGCUAAUGGACUCGGACAGCACCGUGACUUGCUGCCUGAUUUCAGAGUCGAGAACAUGAUGAAGGCUGAAUACGCCGGAACCAUCCUCUUUAUUGCAGGCAUUUGCUGCUCAAAACUCUCGCUUUUGAUAUUCAUUCGUAACUUGACCCCCGCAUCGUUGGAUCGCCGCUUUUCGCUUGUGCUAGGAAUAGUGAUCGGACUAUGGACCAUCGCUAGCAUAUUCACAGCCGCGUUCCAAUGCCAUCUACCGCAGACAUGGGACUAUCUAAACGGGAAGUGUUUUGACCGAACUGCGUGGUGGAAUUAUCUCGGCGUUACAAACAUAUUGUCAGAGGGUGGCAUAAUUGGCCAGGCAUUACUGGUCAUCGUUCGCAUCCAAACCGAUUUCAACAGAAAGGUGGGAGUGUUCAGUGUGUUCUUAAUCCGAGUCGUCGUUGUUAUCGCGAUUAUCUGCCAACUUGCUUAUGCCAGUAGCACUUUAUCCUCUUCUGAUUCAACCUUUGAUACCUGGGCCGUCGUAGUUUCAACCCAAGUGGCUCAAGCCUUGAGCAUUGUCACGGCUUGCUCUCCCCAGUUCAAGCCUUUCCUAGAUAAUCUACGGUCAUCGGGGAUGGGUCUUGGAUUGUCUAGCUCCAACGGCUAUGGCAGCAAGCACAAGACAUAUGGCAUGAGUACCUUGAAGGCUUCUCGUCGCACUAUGGAAACUCGAAGUGAUACUCACGAACUAGUCUCACUGCCUGAGGGAAGUCAUCAUACGGUGGUUACAUUGGCACCGGACGACGAUGCCGAAAGCCAGUCCAGUCGUUCUAACAUAAUUAUGGAGACCCGGACCUGGACCGUGACCGAAGCGUUCCGAGAUUGA